Molecule: messenger RNA, 1774 nt
Organism: Triticum aestivum (bread wheat)
Lineage: Eukaryota; Viridiplantae; Streptophyta; Magnoliopsida; Poales; Poaceae
Product: putative receptor-like protein kinase At4g00960
Exons: 5
Coding region: 247-1524 (425 amino acids)
Biological process (GO): protein phosphorylation
Molecular function (GO): protein kinase activity; ATP binding
Source: RefSeq, a predicted model, not a curated record
CGUCGUGGUUGACGUCGAAUUCCAAGUCCCACGGUCCCAUUACCCACCGCGCAAACAGCAGCUGGGGCACACUUGUCACCCGCUGCUGCUCCACUGCCCUGCGCCGGUCAGCUAGCAGCCACAGAGAGUGGUAUGGUAUGUGAGCACGUCACGUUUCCUAAUCCUCGCUACUAGUACGCGCGUGGCCCGGUCCGGCCGGCGGGCUCGACGUCGCGCCGCCAGAGCCUUUCUCUGACUGUUUGGCGCAUGAGCAGGGGAGGCUUCUCCGUUGUCUCCGGCGGCGGCGCGUCGCGUUGGUGUUUGGCUGUGCUAGCUAGCUCGCUAGCCAGACCCGAGAUGCCGCCGGCCGCCGCGUCGUGGUCGUGGGCGUGCUGCGGCCGCCGGAGGAAGAGCGCCGGGGACGGCGACGGCCCCGGCGCGUCGGGGCGGGAGGGGGACCAGUGGACUCUCUUCAUCGACCUGCCCGUGCUGGAGGCCGCCACCGCCGGCUUCUCCGACGGCAACCUGCUCGGCCGCGGCGGCUUCGGCCCCGUGUACAAGGGCGUGCUGGAUGGCGGGCAGGAGAUCGCGGUGAAGCGGCUGUCGCUGGAGUCGCGGCAGGGGGUGCGGGAGUUCCUCAACGAGGUGCGGCUGCUGCUCAAGGUGCAGCACCGCAACCUGGUCUCCCUCCUCGGCUGCUGCGCCGCCGCCGGCCACAAGAUGCUCGUCUACCCCUACUUCCCCAACGGCAGCCUCGACCACAUCCUCUUCGACAGGAAGAAGAGGGUGCAGCUAGACUGGCCAAAACGGUACCAAAUAAUCCUCGGACUAGCGAGGGGCCUCCUCUACCUCCAUGAAGAAUCCCCGGUGAAGAUCAUCCACAGGGACAUCAAGGCGAGCAACGUGCUCCUCGACGAGAAGCUGAACCCCAAGAUCUCGGACUUCGGCAUGGCGAGGCUCUUCCUCGAAGACGCCACGCACGUGAACACGUUCAGGAUCUCUGGCACAUAUGGUUAUAUGGCCCCGGAGUAUGCGAUGAGCGGGUACUUAUCGACCAAAACCGACGUUUUCAGCUUCGGGAUGCUCGUGCUGGAGAUCGUGAGCGGGAGGAAGAACAUCGACCGGCAUCUCGGCGACGAGAAAAUCGACCUGUUGAAUUACACAUGGAAGCUGUCGGAGGAGGGCCGGUCACUGGAGAUCGUGGACCCGGGGCUGUCCGGCUGGGACGCCGGCGAGGUGGCCAUGUGCGUCCAGCUCGGGCUGCUGUGCUGCCAGGCCGUCGUGUCGGACCGGCCGGACAUGUACAGCGUGCACCUCAUGCUCUCCAGCGACUCCUUCACGCUGCCCAAGCCCGGGAAGCCGGCGGUCCACGGCCGGGUCGGCCGGUGGAAGAGCGCCACCGGCUCGGCGUCCAGCUCCGGCUCCGGCGCGAACACGAACACCACGUUCGCCACCGACACGACCAGGGCCUCCACGCUGGGGAACAUUGCUGAAGAUGAAUCCAGGAACUCCAUUUCCAUAUCCUUCACCACGGAGGGCCGGUAAAAAAUGAUACUCUAGUAAGAAAUCAGACGGUGUAGUGAUGGCGCGACCGUGCGAGUGAAUGAUGCACUCUAGAUUAGUACAGGAGGCAGUGUUGUUAGUCUGGUACUCUGGUUGAAUAUAUGUCGGUAGAAUUUCAUGCGUAGAAAUAACCACGUGAUGAACUGACUUAUCUUUUUGAAGAAUAUCAGACAAAUGAGUCCGGAUGGUGUUUCCUAUCGAUUGAACUGCAAAAACGUCAUAUAUUUUGGUA